CCGUGCGCGUCGGUUGUCUGCGAGAGGACUGCUUCGCCGCGUUGUGUUACGAAAAACAUCUUUUGUACCAAAACCAAACCAGUGCUGUGGAUUACAACCAAGUGCUCAUGUGAGAUUGUGCCAUUACUUGUGAUGUUCAGUGUACGAGAUGCUAUAGUGGAUUUCUGUUGAAAACUGUGGGACGGGUUCCGCCUGCCGCCGCCGGACGCCUUUUCUCUCCGAUCUCGGGAUAUCAUUAAGAUGAUAACCGAGGAUGAGCUGUCAAUUUGACGUAGCUAAUGGUCACUAGUGCUGCCAUGGAGCCAAUAACCGAUACCAUCUUGGCUCCACUAGACAACCUUACCAGAAGAAGGAACAAUCUCCGUUCCCUCCUAGAAGACAGAGGAGGCAGAAUAGGCUUUAAAAGAAAUGUCUUUGACAAAGACAAAGCUAGCAGUAAAAGUAUAGACUUUAAAUUAAGUGAUUGUGAGAAACGUUCGAAGGGAGGGUUUGGUAGAAGGUGCUUUAGGCUAAAAACUCUAGUGAUUAUAGUAUGUGUGUCGGUGUUCCUUGGGACGAGUUUGGAUGCGGAAGCGAGAAGUGCAGAACCAAGAUACGAGACAGCGUACGCCUGCGAAGGCAAGACCUUGAAGAUCGGCUGUGGGGAAGGCUACGUCAUCCAUCUCAUCAGGGCCAACUAUGGCCGCUUCUCCAUAACCAUAUGCAACGACCAUGGCAAUACCGACUGGAGUGUCAACUGCAUGUCCACGAAGAGCUUGAGGGUGCUGCAUAGCAGAUGUAGUAUGCACCAGAAUUGCAGUAUACAAGCCAGCACGAGUAUAUUCAGCGGGGACCCCUGCCCCAACACACUCAAGUAUCUUGAAGCACACUACCAAUGUGUACCAGCAUCAACAACAAGCACGACAAACCGUCCGUCUCCCCCUUGGCUGAUCACAUCCCAGCCAACGGUGUGGAGGUCAACGGCCCCACCAGUGCCCAAGAACCCGGUACAAACCCAACAAGGGGAGAGGAAGAAGCCCACAGUCAUAACUCCCCCCACGUUCAGGCCACAUAUCACCUUACCCCCUGAAGUGAAGCUUGGAGAUGUUGGGACUAAGGCCACGACCAAGCAACCGGACACUUCAUCAGAAAGGGAACCACCACAGGUGCCAAGAGAAAACAUACCAGAAGUCAAGGAACAAACGCCUAAAGUCGCAGAACCAGACAACAGUGCCAGGAAUGAUAAACCGAAGGAAGAUGAUAGUGUCUCAGUAACGGAAGAAACUCUACACUGGCCCGUGAAAGAUGAAAAUUCAGAUGCCACUGCACCAGUCCACACACCACCAAAAGAUACCCUGAUACCCUCUGACGUCGAUGUCGAUGGUGAUUUUGACAAGACUUACUCUACAAGUCGAACACCAAUUCUUGGCAGAAGAGCAUACUGCCCUCAAGUGAAUGCUCGCGGUCUUCAUUGGAACUGGACUCUUGCUGGGACUUAUGCUGUACAGCCUUGCCCGGGUGGUGCCACGGGCUUGGCUAGGUGGAAGUGCACGUUAUCAUCUCAUCAUCACAACGCUGAUGAUGACCGUCCCAGGAGAAGGAAUCCUGGUCUGCAAUCCGGGGAGAACUUCCACGACUUGGGUCUAGACGCGCCUACUGAUAGACAGAUGCAGCUCAUCAGGAGAUUGGGAUCUGAAGCUCUUCUUAAAGGUCGAGAUGGCGAUCCACCUGAGCACGUGAUAGACUAUCGAGGCAGUCCCAACCUACCUGACGCACAAGCUUCAAGCACCAAUCCUGUCAACGAAGAGUAUUAUGCGGACACAAUACCAGAAUGGCACGGACCAACCCCAGACCUGAGUGAAUGUCGCUCAGUGUGGUUGAACAGCUUGGAAGCCAGGGUCAGGGAAGGAGAGUCCUUGCUCAGCAUUAGCAAUGAUUUAGCUCAGGUGACCUCUUCAAAGACCCUGUACGGCGGAGACAUGAUGACGACAACCAGUAUAAUGAAGAAGUUGGCACAGAGGAUGUCGCAGAAUGUCCAGACAUUCCCAGACCCGAGACAGCGGGAAGCUAUUGUUACUGAUAUGCUACUUGGAGUUAUUAAGACUGGAUCGAAUCUUCUAGAAGAGAGCCAACGGGCUUCAUGGGCAGACCUUAGUACUGAAGCGCAGAACAGAGUGGCGAGUGCCCUCCUCACGCAGUUAGAAGAAAACGCCUUCCUUCUAGCAGAUGCUGUUACCAAGGAGAAGACAAUCUUGCAGAUUGUUAAAAACAUCUGUUUAUCAGUGCGUGUGCUAGAAGUGAAGAACGUAGAAGAUGAGACAUUCCCGUCUGUUAUUGCGCAGGAGCAAUGGAAGGCUUCAGAGGACACCAUCACUAUACCAAAGGCUGCUUUACUUGAUAACCGCCAAAAUGACCUAGUCCGUAUAGUAUUCUUCGCGUUCGAUCGUCUCGAACAGAUCCUGCCUCCGACCUUCGGGAAGACUCCUCAAUUCGCCGCCUUCUCAUCAGACACCGCUUCCACCACCAGCCUCAACUCUGAGCGAGAGAAGAAAAAUAUCAGCAGGGUGCUCAAUUCUAAGGUCAUAUCAGCGAGCUUGGGCAACGGCCGACAUAUCCAACUGUCGCAGAUGGUACAUAUCACGAUGAAGCAUCUCAAGACUGAGAACGUUACCAAUCCUGCCUGUGUCUUCUGGGAUUAUACAUUGCACGGCUGGUCUCCAGAAGGUUGCCAAGUGGAAUGGUCAAACCUCACCCAUACAGGCUGCGCCUGCUCACAUCUCACCAACUUCGCCGUGCUAAUGGACGUACACGGCGUCGCAAUUGGUGCAAAACACCAGAUGGCGUUACGGCUCCUUACUCUGAUUGGCUGCGCCAUCUCUGCUGUCGCGCUAUUGGCUGCAAUUAUUGUGUUCCAGUGCUUUAGGAACAUGAAGUCGGAUCGAGUGUUGAUCCAUAAGAACCUCUGCGCCUGUCUUCUGAUCGCGGAGGUAGUCUUCAUGCUUGGUAUUGACCAGACGCAGGACCGCAUUUUGUGCGGAGUCAUCGCUGGAUUGCUACACUACUUCUUCUUGGCUGCCUUUGCUUGGAUGUUUCUAGAAGGAUUCCACCUCUACGCGAUGCUAGUAGAAGUCUUUGAGCCGGAGCGGCCUCGCGCUCGCUGGUACUGCGCAAGCGCUUACCUGGCACCAGCUUUGGUAGUACUUGCCAGUGCCGCUGCCUUCCCCGCUGGAUACGGCACUUCGAGGCACUGCUGGCUGUCCACUGACAGGCUGUUUGUUAUGAGCUUCGUGGGUCCCGUUGCUUUGGUGCUAGCGGCCAACUGGAUCUGUCUAAGCAUGGUGAUCUACAUGAUGUGCCAUCACUCCACUGUCUCUAUCAAGGCGAAAGAGAACUCCAAGCUGUACAAGAUCAGGGUAUGGCUGAACAGUUCUCUGGUACUAGCGUUCCUGUUGGGGCUGACGUGGACCUUCGGGCUGCUGUACCUGAACGAGCAGACGGUCGGCGUCGCAUACGCGUUCACGAUACUCAACUCGCUGCAAGGGCUCUUUAUCUUCAUCUUUCAUUGUCUCCAGAAUGAGAUUUUCCAAAAGGAAUGCGCGCGUUUGGGCCGCAGACAUCCGUGGUUAUCCUGCUGUCUUUACUUCACAACCAGCUCGUCCCAGCCAUUACCUCACAACAACGCGGCUACUGCCUCUUGCUCCAACCAUGUUGACACACGUCAAGGCUCUACCAAAGGUCGGAGGUACCACCAGAGUGCUGCGGCUGAUAGCGAAGAUGUAGUUGAUCCUAGAGAUGUUACGAGCUACAACUUACAACAGCCCGAGUCAAGAUGGAACAUAAGACCUACCGCGCCGAUAUACGUCCCGAGCGAUGAGGCAAGAGCGGUGCGCGUGCCGACACCGCAAAAUAUACCGCAUAGCUCUUCACACUCUCAAAGUAUCGCGUCGAUGCAUAGCUACAGAAACAAUAUGGACGUUAACGAUUACCAGAACCUUCGAUCGCGGUCGCCAUCUUGCUUCUCUAACAAAAUGGCCGCGUCUAUUGGCGCGAACGAGUGGGCCGGCGCGGGGGGAUGGAAGAACACUUCUUCUAAACACCACGGGAACACGGCGACUCUGCCCCAUCACGACACGAUCUCGCGUCAGAUGGCGCAACAGAACCAUUUGCAUGUCCAAUACGGUGACUGUGACGUGCCCAUCGCUCCUGGCUCCCCAAGACACAUCGUCAAGGACGAGGAAAGUCCCCUCCAUCAUCCCCAAGGCUAUCAGACCACAAGGAGCUACAAUCAUGACUUCAGGAACCCUCACGUCUUCAUGUCCCAACACUCUCCAGGUAGCCAAGAAAUGAUCUUCAGAAAACACUACAAAGACGAAAAUAGGCGCAAGCACCAUCACCACCACGGAAGCCAGAACAUAAACCACACUUAUUCCGAAAUAGCAUCGCAGCAAGGCAGGAUCUACCGACGAGGUUCCGAACAAGAAUUUCGAGUGAUCCAAGACGAUCCGGUUUACGAAGAAAUAGAGAGAAAUGAGACUCUGAUGUCAGAUAUGUCUGAUGAUAAUUCUGGCCCGGAUAACUGCCGGCAGAACGUAGGGCACCACGGGUCUUCGGGCUCCAAGUUUUUUGGGGACCACCGCCCCUUGAUUUCAUACAGUCCGGGGGACAGGCAUCACCACGAUGAACACUAUGGAAAGUACGGGAAAUGGGACACGUAUGAUCCGAGGCACGCGUAUGAGAGCGGCAGACUGAUGCACCCGUACCACCAACCACAAGAGAACAACAUGAGGGCUCUAGCGGCAGUUCUGAAUGGAGAAAACAACGUCGUCUGCCACUUGGAGCCCCACAACUCCUAUGACGUCUAUCAGCCCCAACCGGGCAACCCUAGGACUGUAUCCCAGCCCAGUUUUUAAAGACUUAACAGUGCAAUUUCAGUGAUUACAAAGUGUGAACCAAGGUUUGAGUGUUAGUGACUUUGGGAAAGUUGUACAGAAAAUAGUAAAUUUUUCUAUGGACGUAGACAUAGUCGUAUAGUGACACAAGUGAUAGCGUUUACGUAGAAACUUGCCAUAAUGUGGACUUUAAAACAUAAUUAUAGACGGAUAGGCUUUUGGCACUUUGGGAAACUCGCAUAUCACAUACAUGACGUAAACAAUUCAUCCUUCUAGACCUUUCUUUCAAGUGGAAAGCUGUGAAAACUCUCCGUCUCUUUCCUACUUGUGAGUAAGUUCUCCUUUAAAUAGAGAUAGCAUGAAUUUAUCAAGUCUUUCAUUAUGAUGAUGUGUGAGUCUUCUGAAAUGUAGGGCCUUAGUUGUUAAACGUAACUUUAAAUCACUUUUUCCACUGUGAUCCUAUUUAAUGUUAAAAGCUCAAGUGUCAUUGUCGCGACCACUUUUACUUUAAAAGGCGGAGUAGUAAUU
This is a messenger RNA of Pectinophora gossypiella (pink bollworm), 5396 nucleotides long. RefSeq names its product latrophilin Cirl (gene Cirl). Lineage: Eukaryota; Metazoa; Arthropoda; Insecta; Lepidoptera; Gelechiidae. The coding region runs from base 279 to 4889 and encodes 1536 amino acids. Gene Ontology annotation, molecular function: G protein-coupled receptor activity; carbohydrate binding. Gene Ontology annotation, biological process: cell surface receptor signaling pathway; adenylate cyclase-activating G protein-coupled receptor signaling pathway. Gene Ontology annotation, cellular component: membrane. The record is from RefSeq and is a predicted model, not a curated record. The transcript is spliced from 24 exons.